Messenger RNA from Rotaria socialis, 2541 nucleotides. The record is from the annotation of a GenBank genome assembly. Lineage: Eukaryota; Metazoa; Rotifera; Eurotatoria; Philodinida; Philodinidae.
AUGAACUCGAUCCACGAAGCAGCCGUGGCGGGUAACAGCGAAAAAUUGAAGCUGCUGAUUGAAAACGGUACAAAUGCAAAUUUAAAAGAUUCGAAAGGUCUUCGUCCAUUACAUUAUGCAGCGUGGCAAGGUCGUACCGAAUCAGUUUUUAUCCUUUUACGUGCUGGUGCUCAUGUUAAUGAACAGUCAUUCGAUGGUGACACAUCAUUACAUUUGGCAAGUCAGUACGGCCAUCAUGAAAUCGUACAAUUACUUUUGUUUCAUCAUGCCGAUCCAACAUUGUUAAAUCGUCGUUUACUAACACCAAUCGAAUUAGCAUGCGAACAUGGGCAUUUUCAUGUAGUGAAUUCACUCGUACAUAAUCGAUUGUGCCAACAGAUGAUUUUAACUAAUACUAAUGAACAAUGUUCACCAUUACAUUUAGCAGCAAAAAAUGGUCAUACUGAUAUUGUUCGAUUAUUAUUAAUGAAUGGAAUCGACAUUAAUCGCGUGACGAUGAAUGAUGGCACUGCAUUGCAUGUUGCAUGUAGAAAUGGACGAUAUGAAACAGCUAAAUUACUAUUAGAAUGUGGCAUUGAUGUUAAUCUUCGUAAUACAUUCGAGCAAACAGCUUAUGAAGUAGUGAUCAAACAGAAAAGUGGUAAUGAUAUUAAACGAUUAAUAAAAGAAUUUUCUGAUGCCAUAUUGGUUCGAGCUAUCCGAUCAUAUGCCGAUAAUCAUGUUGGAGCUUUGAAUUUUAAUGAAGGCGAUUGUAUAACUGUUUUUGAUCGUAAUCCAACAGGUCAAUGGCGUGGUUUUAUUCUACAAGAAGAUCUUACCACUCGGACGGGUUACUUUCCGAUAACCAAUGGUAAAGAAAUUCAGCCGUGCACUGACAAUCAUUCUUUCAGCGAUACCGAUUCUAUGUCACGAUCGUCCCAAGUAGAUUCAGCUUUAACAACAAUCUCGAAUUGGAAUUCACGUGCGCGACAUCACAGUCCAAUGAAUAAUAUCUAUCGUCACAGUGCAGCAAGCAGUAUUGAUAGUGGCCGAAGUUCAACGCUUAUAUACGAUAGUCCAAAAACUCUUGCUCUAUCAAGUUUUAUGAGUAUUGGCGAUGCUCGUUCUAUAUCAAGCAGUGAAUCGAAAUCAUCCGAUCCCGAUAAAACAAGCUAUCGAAGUUCGAGCAGUAGCUUAGAUGAAUCUGGUGUAUUGAAUAUCAAUAAACUCCUCCGUAACGGAAUACCAGAAAAUGAAAUUGUCUAUACAUGGCUACGAGAAUUUUCCUAUGAAAAUUAUGCAGAAAAUUUCAUAACUCAUGGUUAUGACAUACAAACUAUUGUUCGAAUGACACCUGAAGAUCUAACAGCGAUUGGUAUUACGCAUCCAUCGCAUCGUAGGAAAAUCAAAAAUGAAAUUGCUCGUUUACAUUUACCAGACGGUUUACCGGAUUUUAAACCUGAUACACUCUAUGAUUGGCUCUAUUAUCUUCGUCUCGAUGAAUAUAUGCCAUUAUUAAAUAAACAAAAUUAUAAAAUGUUAUCAGAUAUAGUUAGUAUUGCUUGGGAAGACCUGGAAGAUAUCGGUAUUACACGUUUAGGCCAUCAGAAACGUUUUAUGCUUGGUAUUAAACGUCUCAUUGAUAUUGACAAAGGACACUAUCAACCCAAUCCGAAUAAAAUUAAUAAUCCAUCAAUCAAACAAAGUAAAUCAACAAUUGAACGUUGCAAUUCUUUAGAGCACAAUCAAUUUAUUCGUCCGACAGCAAAUGGUGAUUCGUCGGCUUAUGCAACUCUUCGAAAACCUCAUUGUUCGCCGAAUUCUCUAAUUAGUAGUAAACAAUGUAAUGGAUCAGCUGGAACUCACAUGCCAGCGUUAUCCUUUCGUUUACCACCACCGUUGUCGUCAGCAGUAAUGAAUUCAUCUACUAAUAAUUAUCAACCAAUGUCAACAAGUCGAACACGCAGCUUAGAAAAUAUUAAUAUGAAUCAACGAAAAUUAGAAGCACAUAUCAGCCAAUAUAAACCAGUUACAUCUCAAUAUGCACAAAUUUCACCUAUGAUGAAUAAUUUAGGAUCAAAUAAUGAUACGAAUCUAUCAUCAAGUACAGAUUCAACGAAUUGUAUUCCAUUUGCAAAUGAAAACAUGGGAACAAUUAAACAGCGUUCAUCAGUAAAUCAUUAUAAUGCGUUAACAGUAAAACAGCCAUUUGAUACAAUGAAACGUGGGUUACCUAUUGACUUUUUCCAACCAGCAACAAUUCAUGCAAUAACAACAACGCCUAUUUAUGAUAAUAAUGAACGUUGCACUCGUAAGACUCCAAUUUCGCCUUAUAGACAAAUACGAAAACCAUCGUUAAUAACAAAUGAACGAGAUAUAUUAUCCGUCAAUACCGAUGAAAAUUUACAAUUUAUUGAAACAUCGAAAAAAACCACAGACAAUAAAACAGUCAAAAAUGAUGCAACAAAUGUUUUAUCUGAUAUUGAUUCAAUGCUAUCUGAUCUCAAUCGUGAACUUGAUCAAAUGCUUGAUUAUGAAGCAACGACUUCAAUUCGAUCUUAA